AGGGUGGGGAGGCGGAUCCAUCAUGGCGUCCAUGCAGCGUUGGUGUUGGGACUUCCUGGCUUCUGAUUUUCCAUGUAGUGGGAAGCAAGGGUCUGAAAAAGUACAGGAGUCCAUGGCCUCCAUGGGCUUAUCCCAGAUGGGAUUGUACUCCCCCUGAAGCAGCAAGUCUGUGACUUUGCAGUUUUCCAGGAUUCAUAGUCAUAGAUGGAGCAGCAGAUGGAGACCAUGGCUGGGGAGCUUUUGCUCAGCUUUAGCUCAUGUGCCAGUUGUGGCUCUUCUUGAAAUGGGAAGCAUUGGCUGUGGAAAUUCAUGCUGGUGUGACCUCAAGAAGAGGCUACAGAAAGAGCUGUUAGCUUUGCAGAAUGACCCACCACCAGGAAUGACCUUGAAUGAAAAGAGUGUACAAAAUUCAAUUACACAGUGGAUUGUAGACAUGGAAGGGGCUUCUGGAACAUUAUAUGAAGGGGAGAAAUUUCAACUGCUAUUUAAAUUCAGUAGUCGGUAUCCAUUUGAUUCUCCUCAGGUCGUGUUUACUGGUGAAAAUAUUCCUGUUCAUCCUCACGUUUAUAGCAAUGGACAUAUCUGUUUAUCUAUUCUAACAGAAGACUGGUCUCCAGCUCUUUCAGUGCAAUCAGUUUGUCUUAGCAUUAUCAGCAUGCUCUCAAGCUGCAAAGAAAAGAGAAGACCACCAGAUAAUUCAUUUUAUGUAAGAACAUGUAACAAGAAUCCAAAGAAAACAAAAUGGUGGUAUCACGAUGACACUUGUUGACACCAUCAUUCUAUGAUUCUCCUAACAGAAGAUAGUCCUACUGAGAAAAUGAGCACUUUGAUCAUUCAGUCUUUGAACUUUAACCUCCUGACUGGAAAUGAUAAAUAGGCAAUGAAGACUACUUCCUUUGACUGAAUUUUUACUAGUGUGCAUUCUGGGCGCAUGUUGAUCGCUGGUUCACACCAUGCUACUGACAUGCCUUUCGUAGUCAUACGAUGUUAAUGCAAGUGUUGGAAAAUGUCAUUCAAUUUUAACUUUUGGAAGAAUUCCAGGUCUUCAUGUAUUGUGCAAUAAUAUGAAUUUCUUGGCGGUUUUGGUAUAUCCAUUGCCAGCAAAAGAUUGUAUCAGGAAACAUAUAUGCUUUCCACACAAUAAUUUAGAUGCAUGAUAGGGCCUAUGAAAGGUUUUAAGUAUAUUAGGAUAAUAAGUAACCAAUCUUUUACUUUGAAAACCACCUAAUUUGUUUAGAUAUGGAUUCUGUGCACUGUGAUCAUUAAACUAGCAGCAUAAGUUAAAACAUGCUUAGCUAAGAAACUAAUAAGAUCAUUGCAUAUUUACUGAAUUGUCAAUGUCUUGACAAGCAAGUUUUUUCAAGUUAUGUCAGCAGAGAGGUACGUUCUAUGGUAGAAUAAAUACCUUUUGUUUGUGUGUGUUAUAUUUCUGAAGAAAAGGUAUGAAUAAAAUAAGGCAGAAGUGGUUUAAUCAAGGAAAUCUGUGUUAUGAAAUGGGAACAGAUAGCAGUGAUAAAACUGAAUUUGCUGAAGUCCAUGAUUGGGCUUGUUAAUAUGUACACUAGAGCUGUUUUCCAAGUAGAUUGCACACUGUUAUUUCAUACUAGCCUUCAGCAUGAGCCCUGUUGCCUACACAAUACUUCAUUUAUUUAUGUGUCUAGACAUUUUUGUUUGAGUUCACUGUUUCUUUUGUUGUGUUAUAUGUCAUAUUUGAAUGUUACAAAACAAUAUUUUCACUGAAAAGCUAUCAGAAAAUAUUUUCUUGUAAAUUAUUUCUUUACCUUAUUAACAUUUAUCUUGUCUUUUAAUUCUGUACCAUAAAGGAAGAAAUACAUUUUGGACAGAGAUGAACUGUUUUGACAAAAAGUGUGGAUCUUUUUAUUUAAACUUAAGACAAAUAUAUAUAAAUAUAUAUUUUUCUUAUCUUACUUGUCCCAUACAGCCAUAGCAAUUUUCCAGGUUUUCUUUAAAGAUAUGACAAAAACUAGAUUUACCUUUUAUACAGAAAAACAAUUGUUAAACAAUAGUGAAUUGAUCUUCACCAAUAUGUAAUUUUAUGAUACUGCAUCUAGGCUGUCUUUUUAGGAAGCAAUGAUGUGUCUUUUAUAAACUUGCUACCUUUACACAUAUGCAAACUUUCUAUUUCAAUGCUCUUUUUAAUGUUGCCUUAUUGUUGCACUAAAAAAAAUCAAUUCUAGUAGUCAAUAAAUGAAUGUCUGAACUGAGUAAACCUCUUACUUGAUUUUUAAAGUAAGAAUCCGAUGAGCAAAACAAAUCUCCCAGGAUUGGCUGAAAAUAUUCUAGUAUGUGUGGGUUUUUUUAACUGCUGCAUUGAAUCUUACAAGUUUUAUAGAUAUGUAUAUACUACUGUAGCUAUAAUAUUUAAAAUCAAUAUAAUUGCUAAGCUCAGGGGUGGGGAGAAAUCAAAUGGAAGAAAAAGGUGUUCUGUCCAGGCACUGAAUUCUAAACUAUCAGUUUGGUAGAGCAGUUUUAAAUAAGGGUAUGUUAUUUUUUCUAUUUUGAAGAAAAUUAUUGGCCUCAUGAUCAAAAAUAAGAUACUGUGGGAAAACUUGUAUAUAAAUGUUCAUAGUUCUCCAUUGCAUAAUUAAUGUUGCUACAAUUUUGUUCAAGCCAAAAAUAACGUUGACAUUGAAAUUUGUAUUCCUCCUCAAUUUUCUUCUAGCUCUUUUUCCUUUUGUAAAUUAAAUCGUAAAAACAUGUUAAGAGAUGUAUACAUGAAAAGUAACCACUGAAUAUUUAAAUGGAAUCUUCAUAUUUCCACAAUCCACGAAAACUAUGUAUUGAUACAGCUAAUUUAGAUAAUGUCAAUCUGUUCUGUAAUUCACUAUGAAGGAACUCCUUCAUAUGUCUGGAAGUUUAAUUUGUCCAUCUUAAAGAUUAAUGCAACUGUUUCCAUACAAUAUCAUCUGAUUUUUAAAGGUUGGUUAAACAAUCCAUGCUUUAGUCUUGGAUGUAUUUUAUUUGCCUAUAGAUUUCGCAGUUUGGAUUAAAUCAAAAUUACUCAACAAAA
This is a messenger RNA of Python bivittatus (Burmese python), 3031 nucleotides long. It is a transcript of the gene UBE2W, whose product is annotated as ubiquitin conjugating enzyme E2 W. The record is from RefSeq and is a predicted model, not a curated record. Lineage: Eukaryota; Metazoa; Chordata; Lepidosauria; Squamata; Pythonidae.